This is a messenger RNA of Dermacentor silvarum, 1349 nucleotides long. RefSeq lists its product as uncharacterized. The coding region runs from base 92 to 853 and encodes 253 amino acids. The transcript is spliced from 2 exons. The record is from RefSeq and is a predicted model, not a curated record. NCBI's taxonomy places the organism in Eukaryota, Metazoa, Arthropoda, Arachnida, Ixodida, Ixodidae.
UCCAAGGCACGUCGUAACAUCGGAUAUACCAGUCAGCAUAGACGACGAAGAAGUCACAGCUUUAGUCGACACUGGCGCGGACACCUCUGUUAUGAGCCGAGAACUUGCCGCUAAACUGAAAAAAGUUUACACGCAGUGGACUGGGUCGCAGGUCCGUACUGCCGGAGGACACCUCUUAAAGCCCGUGGGCAGGUGUACAGCACGAGUGAAUAUUCGCGGCUUUACGUACGUCGGAGAUUUCGUUAUCCUGCCGAGUUGUUCGCGAGAGUUGAUCCUUGGGAUGGACUUCCUGCAGGCUAAUGGAGCCAUCAUUAAUUUGCAAGAGUCGCGGGUAACGUUUUCGACAGCGCAUGCCAUAGCAAGCAACAAGUACGACAGUCAUGACAACGCCUUGCGCAUCGUCGACGACAACGUCACGUUACCGCCGAGGAGCAGCGUAUUAACCCUUGUAACCUGCGACGCUUUCGACGACAGUGAGGGCAUUGCUGAGGCAAAUAUUCCGCUGCUGCUCGAACGGUAUAUCUGCAUAGCUCGAGGCCUUGUUCAGUUGCAGAGCAAGCGGUCACUAGUUCUUCUGACGAACUUCAGCAACGAGUUUCAGCACGUCCCUCAAGGCACGGCUGUCGCCUUCCUCAACCAAAUUGCGGACUUCUCCGACGUCGGCACUUUAGAGGUGACUUCCCCAGACGUGACAGAUGCUACCACGCUUUUCAGCCGCAUUCACAUUAAUGCCGGUUUGUCGGAACAACAGAAGCAACGCAUAUUAGGCCUCGUGAGCGAAUUCUCUAGCUGCUUCUCUACAGAAUCUAAAGUUCAGCGCACCUCCGUUUCGAAACACCGUAUUUUCACAUAGGAAUCGGCGCGCCCAGUUCGUCAGCAUCCAUAUCGCGUGUCGCCAAUGGAAAGAGAGGCGAUUAAACGCCAGGUUAAAGAAAUGCUGGACGAUGACGUGAUUCAGCCUUCGACAAGCCCGUGGGCGUCCCCCGUUGUUCUGGUAAAAAAGAAGGACAAUAAACUACGCUUCUGUGUCGACUACAGACGGCUUAACAAAGUCACCAAGCACGAUGUUUACCCUCUGCCAAGGAUUGACGACGCCUUGGACCGUCUACGUCAUGCCCAGUUCUUUACCUCGUUAGAUCUUAAGUCAGGGUACUGGCAGAUCGAAGUCGACGAGCGCGAGAAAACUGCAUUCGUGACACCUGACGGGCUGUACGAAUUUAAGGUCCUCCCAUUCGGCCUGUGUUCCGCUCCCGCCACAUUCCAGCGAAUGAUGGACACUGUACUCGCUGAACUGAAGUGGCAGACAUGCCUCGUCUACCUGGACGACGUCGUUGUGUUUUCAAGCACGU